UAUAACAGCAACGACAGCAACGACAAGCACAAUAAAGAUUGAGACACAUGCGAGUAUAAGUCAUAGUACUACAAAAAAGAAGAAAUUAAAAAAACCUGAGGAUGAUGAGGAUGAUGAAAUUGAAGAAGAGAAAUUAGAAGAGGAGGAAGGUUAUGACUGGGAGGAAGCUAAGAGAGCACGGAAAUCCGCCACGAAAAAUAAAUCGAAACAAAAGUCUAAAGCAAAGACUUCAAAAAAGACCAAAAACACAAACAAAAAAAGAAAGCGAAACACAGAUAAUUCCGACAACAAAGAUGUGGAAGAAGAUACGUCGAAAAUCAAACCAAAGGACCAAAUGCCUAUUGGACAAUUUUUUAACAAGGUCGAUGAAUAUGCACGGCCAUUUCGAGAGGAAGAUCAUCAAUUCUUAUUAAAUAAAUUGGCUGAGGCGGAAGAUCGCAAAGCGUAUGAAAUUCCACCGCUAGGAAGACAUUGGGAAGAUUCACGCGACGAGGAACCGUAUAAUAGUGAUCGAGGAUAUCAUUCAGACGAGAUUGUAGAUGUAGAGACGUUAGGAUUGGGUACUAUUUCACAUGGUCCAUUGACAAGUCGGUUGUUCAGCGCUUUCAUGACUGAAACAAUAGAUUUUGAUAUCACGAAAUUUGAGAGUAAGGCUGAAAAGGAAGUUAAUGGGCACAAUGAAAAGAAAGAACCUCUCACCCCAUUCAAAAUUGAGGAAAUUGGAAAUAUUGACGAAAGGCUCAAACUUGAGCUUCAAUAUGUUGGGCUAUUAGAAAAAGAUGAGGAACUUAGUAGUAUGCAGAAAGAACAGCCUGUUGUUGCUACUACAAAUACAACUCAAAAUGGAGGAGAUGACGAUCAAGUAAAAAAGAAGCUUAUUGAGUUACAAGAAUCCUUACGAAAAGAAAGUCAAAUAAACGUCACUCGAAUCUCAAAAAUAAUUCCAAGACUAUGCAAGCAUAUAGCAUAUAAUCAAUUUAACGAUAUACUAGAUCAGCUAGACAAGCAAAUGGAAGAUAGCUUUGCUGUACGAUUUAAUUUAACGAAAACCCCAAAGAAGAAAAGACCGGCGAAUACCGAAGAACCCGAAUCGAAUUUAAUACGUCGCCAAAGAUACACCGAACAAAUCGGUCAAUUGUUUAACCCCGAGGAGUUCAUGUUGCCGACUGAAUCAAUUUUUGAUGAGGAGGAGAAUAUUUCAACGUCAAAUGAGAAGAGUUGA
Ambispora leptoticha is the source of this 1222-nucleotide messenger RNA. The record is from the annotation of a GenBank genome assembly. Lineage: Eukaryota; Fungi; Glomeromycota; Glomeromycetes; Archaeosporales; Ambisporaceae.